This is a messenger RNA of Phaethon lepturus (White-tailed tropicbird), 2190 nucleotides long. RefSeq names its product unconventional myosin-XVI-like. The transcript has 18 exons. Gene Ontology annotation, biological process: neuron projection morphogenesis; phosphatidylinositol 3-kinase/protein kinase B signal transduction; negative regulation of G1/S transition of mitotic cell cycle. The record is from RefSeq and is a predicted model, not a curated record. NCBI's taxonomy places the organism in Eukaryota, Metazoa, Chordata, Aves, Phaethontiformes, Phaethontidae. The annotation marks the transcript as partial. Gene Ontology annotation, cellular component: perinuclear region of cytoplasm; myosin complex; nucleoplasm. Gene Ontology annotation, molecular function: actin filament binding; ATP binding; cytoskeletal motor activity.
AUCAAGCUAAUGCCUCCAGCUCCAAAUGAUGACCUGGCUUCUCUGAGUGAGCUAACAGACAGCAGCCUGCUUUAUGAGAUUCAGAAGCGUUUCAAUAAUAAUCAGAUAUAUACCUACAUUGGUGAUAUACUGUUGCUUGUUAACCCAUUUAAAGAACUGCCUAUCUAUUCCACCAUGGUCACCCAGCUUUAUUUAAGUAACUCUGGAAAAUUGUGUUCCUCACUUCCCCCACAUAUAUUUUCCUGUGCUGAAAGAGCAUACCACAUGCUAUUCCAGGAGCAGCGUCCCCAGUGCUUUAUCCUCAGUGGAGAAAGUGGUUCUGGGAAGACCGAAGCCUGCAAACAGAUAGUGAAGCACCUUGUUUGCAGAGCCAGCUCCAGCAGAAACACCUUUGAUACAAAGAUAAAACAUGUAAACUGUAUCUUGGAGGCCUUCGGACAUGCUAAGACACCCUUAAAUGAUUUUUCCAGCCGUUUUAUAAAAUAUUUUGAGCUACAGUUUUGUGAGAAGAAAAAAACAUUAAUUGCAGCUAGGAUUUAUACAUACAUGUUGGAGAAGUCUCGUGUCAUUAUGCAGCCUCUCAACCAGAGUAAUUUUCAUGUUUUUUACUUGAUGAUGGAUGGGCUGUCUGCCGAAGAAAAAUACACCCUGUACCUCAGUAAUUUGUCUGCACACAGGUAUCUAAGCCAGACCAUACUGGAAGAGACGAUGUUAACAGCCAACCCUCAGAACAGGGAGAAAUUAGCCAUACUAAAACAAGCUCUAGGUGCUAUGGGAUUCAAUAGCUUGGAGGUGGAGAACCUGUUUGUAAUUCUCUCAGCAAUUCUGCAUCUUGGAGACAUUCGCUUUACGGCUCUGACAGACGCUGAGACAGCAUUUGUGUCAGACCUGCAGCUACUGGAACAAGUGGCAGGGAUGCUGCAGGUUUCACCAGAUGAGCUUGCUUCAGCCUUAACAACUGAUGUUCAGUAUUUUAAAGGAGAUAUGAUUGUACGGAGGCACACUAUACAGAUUGCAGAAUUUUACCGGGAUCUCUUGGCAAAAUCUCUAUAUGGUCGUUUAUUUAGCUUUUUAGUCAACUCAGUCAACUGCUACCUUCAAAAUCAAGAUGAGACUGGCAGUGACCAGGUAUCUGAAAUUGGAGUACUGGAUAUUUUUGGAUUUGAAGAAUUUCAAAAGAAUACUUUUGAACAGCUGUGUGUCAACAUGACCAAUGAGAAGAUACACCAGUACAUCAAUGAAGUGCUUUUCCUACAAGAGCAAGCAGAAUGUGUACAAGAGGGAGUUGCCAUGGAAACAGUGUAUUCUCCUGGUAACCAUACUGCAGCCUUGGAUUUUUUCUUUCAGAAACCAUUAGGCUUUUUGUCAAUGCUGGAUGAAGAAAGCCAAUCUAUUUGGUCAGUGGAACAGAGUCUUUCUAAACGCAUUCAGUCUUACCUGGAUACAUCAGACACAAAUACAGUAUAUUCCUCCACAAAAGAUGGAAAUGGGAACCUUGCUCCAAAAGAUCAGGGCUCCACCUUCACUGUCAUGCAUUAUGCUGGGAGGGUUACUUAUGAAAUUGCUGGUGCGAUAGAAAAAAAUAAAGAUACCCUUUCACAAAAUCUGAUAUUUGUAAUGAAAACCAGUGAAAAUGUACUCAUCAAUCAAUUGUUCCAGUCCAAGCUGACACAAACUGGAUCACUUGUUCCUCCAUAUCAUUCCCUUAAAAUCAAAGGGUGUAAAGCAGCUUUGCUGAGUAAAAAAACAUCAGUAGCCUGUGCAAGUGGAGAAGCAAAGAAAUAUAUUGAGCUCAGCAAGUUGUUGAAAAAGAAAGGAACAUCUUCAUUUCUUCAGAGACUGGAACGAGGGGGCCCAACUACUGUGGCAAUACAGCUCAGGAAAUCACUCACAGAUAUUAUUGGGAAGCUGCAGAACUGCACGCCACAUUCUGUUCAUUGUAUAAAGCCUAAUAACUCCAAGUUGCCAGAUACUUUUGACAAUUUUUAUGUGUCUGCUCAGCUGCAGUACAUUGGUGUCCUAGACAUGGUCAAAAUCAUACGACAUGGAUAUCCAAUACGUCUCUCUUUCACAGACUUCUUGUCAAGGUAUAAAGAUUUGGCUGAUACAGCAGCAGGAGAGAAGAAGAAGUUCUCUGCCAAGGAGAGAUGUCGUCUUGUUCUUCAGCAGUGUAAAUUACAAGGCUGGCAG